CGAAGGACGCAGGAUCCGCGCCGCCGCGAUCAUCCUUCGUUACGCUCAUCAAGCGUGUGCGCGCGUCUCCAACGAAUUUAUCCAUUCUGAACAUCCUAAAACAAAAAUUUUAAAAAUUAAACCAAAACACAAAAAUUUGAAAUAAAUGUUAGUGAAACAUGUAUGUAUAAAUAGUGCAAGUGUGUAAUUAGUUUCAACGUGCAGUGUUAACUAAUAAUUAAUAAUUAAUUAAAUAAAAAACUUAAAAUUUAUACCUCAACUUUUCAAAUUAAUUAAAUCUUGAUAAAAAUCGAAAAAAAUUAUUUCCCUCAAAAGGAGGUGUGCCCAUGUGACCAUUCGGACCAUGUAUCCACCGCACGUCCUAAGUGCCGCCACCGCCGCCGCAUCCACAUCCUCGGUGCCGAGUUAAAUCGCACAGAAAUCGUCGAUUUGGCGUGGAAUUACGCCGCCCGGACCCGUCCCGUAAUUCUUCAACUCUCAACCCACUGGUAACGAUCAGGAUCAGGAUCAACCCGCGUCUUGCUUCUCAAUUAACCAUAAAAUCGUGAAACACUGCAAUAAAACCCAACGGAAUUAAAUUAAAAACGCAAAAAGUUACUAAAUAAAGCAUAGAAAUACUUGUUACUCACAAUCCCCUUUGGGCGUUGAUUAAUUGUUAAUUAAUUUGCUUUAAUGAAGAAUCCGCGCGCCGAGAUUAAUGAAAGCCGAAAAUCCAAAGAUCCCAAUUCGAUGUUUUAAUUACCGUCAAAGGUCGGAAAAAGUAUAAAUCACAAAUUAAAUUCAAUUAAAUUAUACCUGAGGUUUGAAAAGAGAGGAAAAGAAAAUUGAAAUAUAAGUGAAGCGUACGGAAACACACAAAGUGAGGAAGUAAUAAGAAAGUGGAACAAACUAAUUAUGUGUCUUUAAUUAAGCGAUAUCGUAGAGUGACUGUUGCGCAAUCACGGCUUGUGUAUGUGUGUGCAUCGUGGAUGUGUCAUGGAUGUGACGAACUUUGGUAUUUGAGGAUUCUUCGAAUGAAAAAUAUGAAAUAAUGUACUGGUCAAUAUGGAUUGGCGCAGCAUUACUCCAUUGUGCUGUGCGAGUGCUGCCGGCAGCAAACGGCGGCGAUAGCACCAGCAAUGUGCUGCACAUCGGCGGCAUCUUCCCCAUCGCAGGCGAGGGCGGCUGGCAGGGCGGACAGGCAUGCGAGCCGGCGGCGAAAAUCGCCCUCGAGGACGUCAACAGUCGCAAGGACCUCCUGCCUGGAUACAUACUUAAAUUACACAGCAAUGACAGCGAGUGUGAACCUGGCCUGGGUGCAAGCGUCAUGUACAAUCUGCUCUACAAUCAGCCCCAGAAGCUGAUGUUGCUUGCCGGAUGCAGUACGGUGUGUACGACUGUUGCUGAAGCUGCAAAAAUGUGGAAUCUUGUCGUGCUGUGCUACGGCGCAAGUUCGCCUGCGCUAUCUGACAGACAACGAUUCCCGACAUUAUUCCGCACGCAUCCGUCAGCGACAGUGCACAACCCAACACGCAUCAAGUUGAUGAAAAAGUUCGGAUGGUCACGCGUCGCUAUUCUACAGCAAGCAGAAGAAGUAUUUAUUUCAACCGUGGAAGAUCUGGAAGCACGCUGCACUGAAGCAGGCAUAGAAAUUGUCACGCGGCAGAGUUUUAUGACGGAUCCAACUGAUGCGGUGCGUAAUCUACGCCGGCAGGACGCGAGAGUCAUCGUUGGAUUGUUUUACGUUGUUGCUGCGCGCCGCGUGCUGUGCGAGAUGUACAAACAGAACCUGUACGGACGAUCUUAUGUUUGGUAUUUUAUCGGAUGGUACGAAGAUAAUUGGUUCGAAGUGAAUCUCGAGAAGGAGGGAAUCGACUGCACCGUGGAGCAGAUGCGCAAGGCGGCCGAAGGGCACAUCACCACCGAGGCGCUCAUGUGGAACCAGAACCUCAACGAGCGCACCAUUUCAGGCAUGACGUCGGAGGACUUCCGGCUGCGGCUGAACGACGUACUACGCAAGGAGGGCUACGACAUUGAUAACCAGCGCUUUCCUGAAGGUUAUCAAGAAGCCCCGCUGGCGUACGACGCCGUAUGGUCGGUUGCUUUAGCAUUCAACAAGACAAUGGACCGUUUGCACAAAUACGGCAAAAGCCUCAAAGACUUCAACUACAACAAUAAGGAAAUCGCCGACGAUAUUUACUCAGCGAUCAAUUCUACACAAUUUUUAGGAGUUUCCGGUUUUGUUGCGUUCAGUUCUCAAGGUGACCGCAUUGCGCUCACGCAGAUCGAGCAAGUUAUCAACGGGAAUUACAUCGUCCUGGGAUACUAUGACACGCAGGCGGACAAUCUCACAUGGUUCGACAGGGAAGUCUGGAGUGGUGGUAAAGUGCCUCAAGAUCGAACAAUCAUACGCAAAGUGUUGCGAACCGUCUCGCUGCCGCUCUUCAUCUGCAUGUGCAUCAUUUCGAGUAUAGGAAUCUUAGUCGCAAUUGGCCUUAUAAUAUUUAACAUCUGGAAUAGUCAUAGAAGAGUAAUACAAUCAUCGCAUCCGGUGUGCAACACGAUAAUGCUGGUCGGCGUCAUUGUCUGCUUGACCAGCGUGUAUCUGCUGGGUUUAGAUGGGCGAUUUGUCGCCCCGGAAGCUUACCCCUCCGUGUGUCAGACGCGAACAUGGCUGAUCACAUUCGGCUUCACACUCUCCUACGGCGCCAUGUUUAGCAAGGUGUGGCGUGUGCACAGACUCACCACCAAGGCCAAGAGCGAUCCCAAGGUUAAAACGAAAACAGUCCAACCCUGGAAGUUAUACUCGAUGGUGACUGGUCUACUGGUGUUGGACAUUGUUAUCAUGCUUGCGUGGCAACUCCAUGAUCCGUUACAACGUCGCGUUGAGUUAUUCCCACUUGAAGAUCCAAUUUCAGCCGCGGACGAUUCAAAAAUCCGCCCGGAACUGGAGCACUGCGAGAGUGAGAACAAUACAGUGUGGUUGGGGGUGAUUUACGGCUACAAAGGACUUGUUUUGGUAUUCGGCUUGUUCCUCGCAUAUGAAACGCGUUCUGUCAAAGUGAAGCAAAUCAACGACUCGCGGUACGUCGGUAUGUCCAUCUACAACGUGGUGAUUUUAUGUUUAAUUACUGCGCCGGUAACCAUGGUGAUUGCGAGUCAACAAGACGCAUCGUAUGCAUUUGUGGGACUCGCCAUUGUUUUCUGCUGCUUCCUCAGCAUGGCGCUCAUAUUCGUACCCAAGGUCAUUGAGGUUAUUCGACAUCCUAAGGAUAAAGCGGAAAGUAAAUACAAUCCGGAUGUGGGCGUGUCGAAAGAGGAAGAGGAAAAGUAUCAGAAGCUUGUGGAUGAAAAUGAAGAACUGCAGAGAUUAAUCACGCAGAAAGAAGAUAAAAUAAAAGUGCUGAAGGAUCGCAUCGCUGAAAAAGAGUCGAAGGGCAGCGGAGUGGGCGGCGCUGUAAGCGGCGUCUCCGCCUCGGCGGACAGCGACCGCCCCACGGGGCGUGCGUCGCUAACGCAAGGUAAGGACAAUCUGAUCGUCGCCGAUUUCAUAACGGACGCCGGCACCUCGGACAGCGCAUUCGGCUGCGUCUCCGUGUACACGCGCUCGAGCCGCUGCAGCCAAUCGGAUUUCGAGUUCAGCGAGAGCUAUCUCUAAGCCACGCCCUCAUAACAAAACCCAACAUAACCUCUAACUAUAACCCUGCAACCAAUGCCUUACCCGUUAAUAUAUUGCUAGUGACAAAUCCCUCUAUACACACACACACACACCGACACAUAACCUCACCAGAAACGUAAAUAAAAUACGUCAAUUACUCGCCCUUAACCUUAAAUUAAAAAUAUUUACUAAAAACACACUGUAUGCACCUUCACACCGAAAUUAUUCAAUCUACGUGUGUAAUUUUUUGUAAAUAUUGUGUGUAGAAUCACAAUCACGGACACAGUGUAUGCGACAGCUCAUUUCAUACUGAGACGGAAAAAACAAAAUGGCGGAUGUGGAUUUUAUUGUGUGUGACAUGUGUGCUAAUUGACUCUGUGUUUGUAGGUGUGAAAUGGGCUUAGUUCUAUCAUAACAAUUGCAAAUUGUUACUACCCCCACUCUCUCUGUAUCUCUGUCCCCCUCGCGGCAGGUAAAGAAAACACAAAAUUUCGAAAAUGUCAAAAUCUGCAUGUGGUUUAUUUUCUUAUGAUAUUCUCUUGAGCAUUUUUGACGUAGGACAAGUAUUACUCAUUCGAAACGCAUGUUUAGAUCAAUUACCAUCCAAUAAUACACACACACUGAAUAAUUUCAAGGUUAUAUUUGAUAUUAUCUUGAGGUUAUGUUUUCUUGCUCUCUUCAGGUUGAAAUAAUUUUUAAUUUUUGGUUGAAUGUUUUAAUUUUCCGGUUUUCCGCUUUAUAAAUUAACUAAUAAUUUUUGAGUAAUUUUAGUCCAUUUGGGGAGUUUAAAACCCAUUCCCGGCUUUUAUUUCAAAACUUCCGGUUUUCCGGUUUAUUAAUUAAGUCGAAUUUACAAAAAUUUAUGGUAUUAAUACACCGAAAGAAGAUAAAAUAAAAGUGCAUGAGUUUUAUUUUAUUUUUCCGGUUUUCCGGUUUUUAAAUAUCCAAUAUUUCUUAAUUUUUAAAUAAUUUGAUCCCAUUUGGGGCGUUUAAAACCCAUUCCCGGCUUUUAUUUCACAACUUCCGGUUUUCCGGUUUAUUAAUUAAGUCGAAUUAAUAAAAUUUAAGCUAUUAAUACACAGAAAGAAGAUAAAAUAAAAGUGCUGAAGGAUCGCAUGUUUAGAUCAAUUACCAUCCAAUAACACACACACACACACUGAAUAAUUUCAAGGUUAUAUCUGAUAUUAUCUUGAGGUUAUGUUUUCUUGCUCUCUUCAGGUUGAAAUACGCUGCUUAUAUAAAUUAUAUUAUGAUUAGUUGAUUAUUUAUAGGACAACGAAUAUUUGUUUUGCCAUUAUAUCUCGUUAUAACAUAAACUCCAGCAUAACCUCAAAAUUUAUGUUGUAACGAGAUGCUGCAUAUCUAGUUGCGUUGUAGUUGGAUUGCUGUAGGCGCUCUGAUUGGUGGAUUAUUCACAUUCACACACAAUGACACACUGACACACACAUAAUGAAAACAUAAAACAUUUGUGUUUUUAGCGUGUUGUGUGUGGUUUUGGUUUUUGAUGACAGUGUGUGCUUUAGUUUUUGGAGCGGAGAGUGAAGCAGUGGAUGACACAACUUGUUGUUUCUUCUUUCUGUCGACAGAUACGCGCGACGAGCUGAUUUAAAGCAGCGUCGUCAAUGGCAACGAAACAAACGAAGCGAGAAUUGUUGCGCGUCACAACGACAUAGAUAAUGCAAACCAAAAAAAACGUAGCAUAACCUAAAAUAUAAAACACACACAAACUUAAUAAACAUAACCUAAUGUGAAUUUUAUUAUUUCGUAAACAUAAUGAAAUUCAAGCGGAACGCGAAGUUAAUUUGAUUUGAACACACUGUAUAAAUUUAUUACGUGGUAAUAACCGCUCUAAAGUGCACUCCAGCGCGCGCUUAGACACAGCAAACGCAAGAAAAUGAAGAAAAUACAAGUUGAGUGCACUUUUAGGUUAUGAAUAAUAGGUUAUGUUUAAUAUUGGAAUUUUCAUGAAGAUAAAAUUCAAAAAUGCUCAAUUUACAUCACAUUACACAACACAACACACUAAAUAAUGAAAGAUUUUCGGUUUUUAUUAUAUUAUAUUAGAUUGUACAAAUUUAUUGAGGCAAACCAUAACCUAAAAAUCUGAAUCAACUGGGGUGCGUUCACAUUCGGCGAGCAACGCGAAUUUAACCAUGAUUCCACACAUCACUCGCGAAUGUCAACAAAAAAAAAACAAUUCUAAAUGUUGUGAUAGAGACAGGACUCUAACUUACCUUAGCAUCAUCAGAACAUCAACGUAGGCAACCAAACAUACACAUUCACACACAAUGUGACGAUGUGUACUGAACAUGCUAGAGAUAUCAACGUAUUAUAUGACAACCUAACCUUAAAAAACCUAAAAACAAAGCAAAAUUUGUUUUGAUUGCUCAUUAUAUAAACUAUGAUUACAUUUAACACUCUAACACUCAUCGAUAAACGAUAAUAAAUGGUUGUGUACGUUAUCUAUAAAUAUAUUGUACAUAAAUAUUUAUAUACAAAGUGUUUGAAUGAUUUUAUGUGAAAAUUGUGUUUUUGAACACUUUGUAUAUAAUCUAGGGAAUUUUUUGCGCCAAAACGUAAUAAGAAAUAAUCGGUUAGUGAUAUUAUUAAUUAUUACCAAAAAAACUGUGUACAAUGCAACUGAUUAAUUACUGAAUUAAUUACGUAAGCGACGAUAAGUAAUGAAUAACUAGGUUAUGAGAUGUUUAGUCACCGGUUAUAACGAGAUAUGUGGCAAAUAACAACUAACAUACCAUGUGGUUUAAGUUUUGUGUAAAAUAAAGUUUAUAGCUAUAGUGUGUUGGCAGAUGUUUACGAAUUGUUGCGGUUUUUGUGUUUUCUAUGCGUUUGGUUAAGCGAAUUGUUAGCAGAGUUAGUAAAUCAACCAAAAAUUCAUAACCUAUAAAUGACGUUUUUCUCUCUCUGUGAAAUUAUCUCUUAUGCAUCGAAUUAUUAUGCACAAAAACAAAACAAUACAAGAAUACAAUGUGAACACACUGUAUAAUAAUCGUAUGGUUGAUGUACUAAUUUCGAUAAAUGUGUUUGUUGUUAACGAGACUUUGAAUUCUGUGAAACGCAAGACAAGAUGGCGUCGCGUGUGUCACUACCAUGUUAUGGCUCAAAACAUCGUAGUGACCUUGAGGUGGCGCUGUGGUUGUUUUCGGCGUUGUGCUGUAGAGAACUAAAAACACACUGUACGUGAGAUUUGUGUUUAGAUCGCGAAGAAUCAUCAUGUUUUCAUCCGAAUUCAUUUCUUGUUGUUUACAUAAUGUUAAUAAUGAUUAGUAACUACAAAUACUUAAAUAAAACUAUACCGAGAUGGAAUGGCGGCGGUUUAGCGACGAGAUGAACAUCCGGUGGAUGGUGGAUGUGUGUACACACGGCUUAUUAUUCAAGAUGGCGGAGAUGGUCAAAGCAUAUAUGUGUUCAGAACCCAAUCAGCUGUAAACUUAUAAUGAAGUAUAAUGAAGUAAUGCAACAAAUAGUUUACAAUCUAAAACAAAAGUAACCAAAAAAACAACUGAUCUUGUAUGAAAAUAACAAAAACAAAAUAUGUGAAAAUAUUUGAAACAAACGAAAGUGACAAAAAAAUUAAAUUAUUAUAAGUGUACAACAA
Messenger RNA from Dalotia coriaria, 7250 nucleotides. RefSeq names its product gamma-aminobutyric acid type B receptor subunit 1 (gene GABA-B-R1). Lineage: Eukaryota; Metazoa; Arthropoda; Insecta; Coleoptera; Staphylinidae. The record is from RefSeq and is a predicted model, not a curated record. Gene Ontology annotation, cellular component: G protein-coupled receptor heterodimeric complex; membrane. Gene Ontology annotation, biological process: gamma-aminobutyric acid signaling pathway; G protein-coupled receptor signaling pathway. The transcript has 12 exons. Bases 1031 to 3637 code for a protein of 868 amino acids. Gene Ontology annotation, molecular function: G protein-coupled GABA receptor activity.